This is a messenger RNA of Populus euphratica (Euphrates poplar), 1728 nucleotides long. Its product is annotated as fidgetin-like protein 1. The record is from RefSeq and is a predicted model, not a curated record. NCBI's taxonomy places the organism in Eukaryota, Viridiplantae, Streptophyta, Magnoliopsida, Malpighiales, Salicaceae. Gene Ontology annotation, molecular function: ATP hydrolysis activity; ATP binding. The transcript has 11 exons. The coding region runs from base 17 to 1468 and encodes 483 amino acids.
UGGCUUCCAUAAGAGUAUGUUGAACCCCAAAAGUAAUAUCUCUGAGAAUCACAUGAUUAUAGAAAAGCCCCACUCACAUAACAACCAUCCUAGAGGAUACAGUCUUUCUAGUUUUAUAAAACUUCAAGAGGAAGAAAGAGGUUAUGGAAAUGCUGUGGGGUCAAAACGUUCACAUGUGGAAAUCAGCAGCCCUAGAAAUGACAGCGCAAAUUCACCAACAAACAAUGAAGAAAAUAGCACUGAUGGUUCUGGCAAUGGAUUUGUUACUGCAAAAGCUAAACUGGAAAUGGAUGCAAAGCAAAAACGUGGCCUAGCAGGAUCACCAAGUACAUCUAUCUCCCCACAAAGUGAUAGCACAAACAGAGGAUAUGGUGCGAGAUCAUAUGGGUUUUCACGCCGUGGCGUUCGAGGUAAUUUUAUUCCACCCAUAAAAUCUAAUGGGGGCAAUACUGGAAAUGUGACUACACGAGUUGCUGGAAAGAGCGAUGAUGCAUCGGAUGACUCGGCAAAGAGAUGUUUGGAAAUGCUAUGCGGUCCUGAUGGUGAACUUCCUGAAAAGUUGAGGAAUUUGGAACCUCGUCUCAUUGAGCAUAUUAGUAAUGAGAUUAUGGAUCGAGAUCCUAAUGUUCGGUGGGAUGAUAUAGCUGGUCUGGAUCAUGCAAAAAAAUGUGUGACUGAGAUGGUUAUAUGGCCUUUGUUACGUCCUGAUAUAUUUAAAGGGUGUCGUUCUCCUGGAAGAGGUCUUCUUCUCUUUGGUCCACCGGGAACAGGAAAAACAAUGAUAGGGAAAGCAAUAGCUGGGGAGGCUAAAGCAACCUUUUUCUACAUUUCUGCCAGUUCAUUAACUAGCAAGUGGAUUGGGGAGGGUGAAAAGUUAGUGAGGGCGUUAUUUGGUGUUGCCAGUUGUCGUCAGCCUGCUGUAAUUUUUGUUGAUGAAAUAGACUCCCUUCUGUCUCAGCGAAAGUCAGAAGGUGAACAUGAAUCAAGUAGACGACUGAAAACACAGUUCCUCAUUGAAAUGGAAGGCUUUGACAGUGGUAGUGAGCAAAUUCUACUUAUAGGAGCGACAAAUCGACCCCAAGAACUGGAUGAAGCAGCACGUAGACGCCUUACUAAAAGGCUUUACAUUCCCUUACCCUCGUCAGCAAGAGCCUGGAUUGUACGUAAUCUCUUAGAGAAGGAUGGACUAUUCAAGCUUUCCAAGGAUGAAAUUGAUACCAUAUGUAGUUUGACUGAAGGAGAUUCAGGAUCAGACAUGAAAAACUUAGUGAAGGAUGCAUCCAUGGGUCCGCUAAGAGAAGCUCUCAAACAGGGCAUAGAAAUUACCAAGCUGAAAAAGGAGGAUAUGCGAUCAGUUACUCUUCAGGAUUUUGAAGAUGCAUUGCAAGAAGUGAGGCCCUCCGUUUCUUCGAAUGAACUCGGUACGUAUGAUGAAUGGAACAAACAAUUUGGAAGUUUAUCUCUCUAGGGAUCAAUUUGAUCAACGUAGGAAGAAAAAAACGGAAAGCAAACCACUUGUAGCUGAAGACGGUGCGUUAUUUGCCGUGUGCAAUCCUUCACAUCCUAAAUGUAAAUGGAAUUUUGAUGUGAUGGCGCUAUGGAUGAUAGCACACAACUUUAACGACCAAUAUAAUCAACACCUCCAUCCACUAACGUGUUCUUGAGUCAUGUCACAUAAAAUUUCCUGCAAAUAAUUUCCCAUUACAGUGAGUAAUUAUCUGUUUUAUC